Molecule: messenger RNA, 1651 nt
Organism: Dalotia coriaria
Lineage: Eukaryota; Metazoa; Arthropoda; Insecta; Coleoptera; Staphylinidae
Product: store-operated calcium entry regulator STIMATE-like
Exons: 5
Coding region: 229-1089 (286 amino acids)
Cellular component (GO): membrane
Source: RefSeq, a predicted model, not a curated record
GAUAUUUAAAAUUUCGCGCAUGCGUUCAAUGAAUCACUACUUACUUUCAUCUGUCAUUCCAGUUUCGUUUUCGUACGGUUCGUACGCAAUUUUCGUUAUUAUUCCUUAGAUCAGUGUAGUGUUAAAUUUUCGUUUGGUUUUUGCUCGGUUUUGACCAAAUUAAAAUACUCUAAUGACCGUCCAACACUUAGUAUUUAAAAGCAUAAAUGCGUAAUAUACGCCGAAGUGAUGAAUUCCUCAAGUGUACAAAAUUUACUAAUGAAACCAGACCAUGGGGCUCAUGAAGGUUGCAGCAAAGAGAAUCUCACUGAUUUCUUUGGAUGGUUCCUGCAGGUUCUACUAGCAUGUCUUGCAUUUACAUGUUUAAUAGCUAAAAGAUUCUGUGAGCCUAUAAGAGAGCGAAGAUCAUGGCACAUUUGGUUCUAUGACACAUCAAAACAAGGCAUUGGUGCAUUAGCAAUACAUAUGGCUAAUGUUUGGCUUGCUGGGCAAUAUACUGGUGAUGCCUGUACUUGGUAUAUUAUCAACUUUUUGCUAGACUCAUCACUGGGAUUAUUUAUAAUCAUAUGUGGGAUCAAAUCAGCGCAGUAUCUCGCACGGAGGAAAGCUUGGCCGCUUAUCAACUUCGGAGAAUACGGCAAACCUCCCCAAUUAAAUGCAUGGAUAACACAAUGCAUUCUCUAUGUGAUACUGAUGGGUAUUGUCAAAAUACUGAUUACUCUCUUCAUGCAGUUGAACUUCUGGGAUAGAGUGAAAGAUUUCAUUUUGGCACCGCUAGCGCCAAACCCAAAACUUGAAUUGGCAUUUGUUAUGCUAAUCAUUCCGUUUUUUGUUAAUAUUUUAAUGUUUUGGGUAACAGACAAUUUCUUAAUGCAUCGGAAUGCGCCAAUUACAUUACCACACUACGGCCGCCGUGACAGUCUGGAAGACAGUCUGCUAGGUAAAGUACAAUUCAAAAUAAUAAACGCAAGCCGUCGCCGCCGACAUGACUCUGAAAACGAUGUGCUUUUAUCAGGCGACGACGACCUGCUGGACGUCGAUCAACAUCACAUCCCCAAGAACACCAAUAACAGAUACAUCGAUUGUUAAUGUAUUAGACGCUUAGCUAGCGAACGGUAAACAAAGAGUUCUUAUUAGUGAUACAUACAUUUAAGGCGUAGCUAGUAAAUUUUACAUAAACAUAUUUACGAUAUUUACUAUUUAUAUACAAGCGAAACGAAUUUAGAUGUGUAAUUUUAAGAGUUUAGUUGAAAUACUUAUGAUAUUCUUAAGUGAUAUUUACCGUAUACAAGUUAUAACGAUUCGUUAUCGUCCAAGAAUUUUUAAUGGGAUAUGAAGCUCGAAUAAUGUAAACUUCAUAUUGUCAUUUUAACUAGUUACCAAUUUAAAUACUAGUCGCGUACGUUGUCGGUACAAUUAUGGAUUCGAUGGCCAAAAGCAAUAUUAGCAUUUUUUGGAUGCAUUUAUGUGCGUUUACUCUGUGUGAAAAGAAUAUCAAUGGAUAAAGAAUCAGUGACAUGCAUUCUAAGUCUAGUUUGUAAGUCGUUGAAACGUUUUACAUUUCCAAUUGAAUAAUUACCUGUUGACUCUGAUGUAUGGAAACUGUCCGUGUUGUGGCCAAAAAUAAAGAAACUGUUAUAUUUUUUCUAAA